UUCACAUCUUAAUCAUUUGAUAAAACUUGGUUUCUAUUUAAAAAAUAUUUCCAGCUAGUUAAGAUUCAGACAUUUAGUCGAACGCACUUAAAAAUAACAAAAUAAAGUGAGAGUUUGAAAAAUUUUCUUAUCAGGAAUUCGGAAUUAUUUAUUAAAAUUGAUGAUGGAUGUCAGCUAUACAAAUACUCUCGUUUUCUUUGUAAACGGAAAAAAGGUUGUUGAUAACAAUGUAAACCCAGAAUUAUUGCUGAUUCAUUAUUUACGUGAAAAACUUUAUUUGUGCGGUACAAAAAUUGGAUGUGCAGAAGGCGGCUGUGGUGCUUGCACUGUGAUGAUUUCAAGAUAUGAUCGAUGUGCUGGAAUUGUUAAGCACUUUUCGGCUAAUGCAUGCUUGAUGCCGGUAUGUGCACUGCAUGGAAUGUCAGUGACAACCGUUGAAGGAAUUGGAAACACGAAGGAUCGUCUUCAUCCAGUUCAAGAAAGAAUUGCAAAAGCUCACGGAUCACAAUGUGGAUUUUGUACUCCUGGAUUUGUCAUGUCAAUGUAUGCAUUACUUAGAAAUACUCCAAAACCGGAUAUGAACGAACUUGAAGUUGCAUUUCAAGGAAAUUUGUGUCGCUGUACUGGAUAUCGUCCAAUCAUUGAAGGAUACAGAACAUUUACUAAGGAAUAUGCAUGUGGAAUGGGAGAUAAGUGCUGUAAAGUCUCAGGAAAUGGAUGCAAUGGGGAAGUCGAAGACAAACUUUUUGAACCAAGUCAAUUCGCACCUUACAAUCCAUCACAAGAACCAAUUUUUCCACCAGAAUUAAAACUCACUGAUCAAUAUGAUAAGGAAGUCUUGAAAUUCUCAAAUGAUCGUGGAGUUAUUUGGUAUCGUCCAACAGAAUUGCAGCAAUUGCUAGCAUUCAAAAAGGAACACAAAGAAGCAGCCAAAAUUGUUGUUGGAAAUACUGAAGUUGGUGUUGAAGUCAAGUUUAAACAUUUUGAUUACAAAUAUUUGGUAAAUCCAUCUCAAAUCAAUGGACUGAAUCAAAUCGAUGUCUUACGUGAUGGAAUUAAAAUUGGAUCGGCAGUCACUUUAUCAGACAUUCAAAUUUUUCUUCAGAAACAAAUCAAUGAACUUCCAGAAUCAGAAACCAGAAUAUAUAAAAGUAUUGUUGAGAUGCUUCACUGGUUUGCAGGCAUGCAAGUUCGAAAUGUAGCAUCAAUUGGUGGAAAUAUCAUGACUGGAUCACCAAUCUCUGAUCUUAUUCCAAUUUUGAUGGCUGCAAAUGCUAAAUUAGAAGUUGAGAGCCUUGAUGCAGGACGUAGGAAGAUUAAAAUAGAUGAAAACUUCUUUACAGGAUAUCGUAGAAACAUCAUCGAGAGCUCUGAAGUUCUCAUUUCCGUAUUCAUUCCGAAGACUUCAAAAGUACAACAUUUCUUAGCAUACAAACAAGCCAAACGUCGAGAUGAUGACAUUGCUAUUGUUAAUGCAGCUAUAAACAUAAAAUUCUUACCCAAUUCAAAUUAUAUCAAGGAAGCGAGAUUGGCAUUUGGAGGAAUGGCACCUACCACAGUGCUUGCGACAAAAACAGCAGAAAAGAUUAAGGAUGUUGUUUGGAGUCGUGAUCUUGUAGAAACUGUGAAUAAAAGUUUAUUGGAAGAAAUCCCUAUUUCAGCUGAUGCACCCGGCGGAGUUGUGUCUUAUCGUCAAUCACUUAUGUUGAGUUUGUUCUUCAAAGCAUUCCUCAAUAUCAGCAGUACAUUAGAAAAGUCAAUGGACCUGAAAAUUUUGGAAGAUCGUGAUAGAAGCGGAAUCGAAGGUUUCCAUACUUUGGAACCAAAAAGCUCUCAAUUGUUUGAGAAAGUAUCAACUGAUCAACCAAUAACUGAUCCAAUUUAUAGACCAAUAGCUCACGUUUCAGCUUUAAAGCAGGCAACAGGAGAAGCAAUUUAUGUUGAUGAUAUUCCACGACAUGAAAAUGAACUGUACCUUGCAACAGUAUUAAGUAAGAAAGCUCAUGCAAAAAUCAUUUCAAUUGAUGCAAGUGAAGCAUUAAAGCAGUCGGGAGUUCAUGCAUUUUACUGUGCAAAAGACAUUGAACCAUCAAAAAAUAAAAUCGGACAAAUUGCUCAAGACGAAGAACUAUUUGUUAGUGAAACUGUGACAAGUCAAGGACAAAUUUUGGGAGUGAUUGUCGGUGAUAAUCAAAGUAUCGCCCAAAGAGCAUCAAGAAUGGUCAAAGUUGAGUAUCAAGAACUUUCACCAGUAAUCGUAAGUCUUGAGGAUGCAAUAAAACAUGAAUCAUAUUUUCCCGGAUUCCCAAGAGAAAUUGUUGAUGGUGAUGUCGAUAAAGCAUUUGAAGCAGCUGAACAUAUUGUUGAAGGUGAGGUUCGUACUGGUGGUCAAGAACACUUCUACAUGGAAGCUAAUGUUGCUGUGGCGUAUCCAAAAGAUUUUGAUGAAAUGGAAGUCGUCGUAUCCACACAACAAGUUACAGAAAUUCAACAUUUUGUUGCCAAAUUGCUAGAUUUACCAUUGAAUAAGGUGGUUUGUAAAGUCAAGCGUAUUGGUGGUGGAUUUGGAGGCAAGGAAACGCGUACCGGAAUCAUCAGUAGACUAGUUGCACUUGCAGCUUAUCGUUUGAGACGUCCUGUAAGAAUCGCAUUUGAUCGUGAUGAAGAUAUGGUAAUUACAGGUGGACGAAAUCCUUAUUUAUUCAAAUACAAAGCUGGAUUCAUGAAUGAUGGCAAGAUUAUUGCACUUGAUGCUAAAGCAUACUCGAAUGCUGGCUAUUCAAUAGAUUAUUCAGGAUUAGUUUUGGAAAGAGCAUUGACUUGCAUACAGAGUGCUUAUAAAAUUCCCAAUAUAAGGUUUGAGGGAAGCUGCAUGAGAACUAAUACUCGAUCAAACACAGCAUUCAGAGGUUUUGGCGCGCCCCAAGCUAUGAUGGUUGGUGAGCAUAUUGUUCGUGAUGUUGCUAAAGUAUUAGACAAGGAUGUAAUAGAUAUCAUGGAUAUAAAUAUGUAUUCAGAAGGUGACAUAACACAUUUCAAGCAAAUACACACAGACAACAAUGUAAGGAGAUGUUUUGAGGAAGUACAAAAAUCUUCAGACUUUAAAGCACGUCGUGAAGCUGUUGAACAUUUCAAUCAACAAAAUCGCUGGAAGAAACGUGGAAUAUCCAUUGUAAAUGUCUCAUAUGUGAUUGGAUUCCCAAUGUUGUUUUUAAAUCAAGGUGCUGCUUUGGUUCACAUUUAUUUAGAUGGAUCUGUGCUAGUUACGCAUGGUGGAAUUGAAAUGGGACAAGGAUUAAUCACAAAAGCCCUUCAGGUGGCGUCAAGAGUAUUAAAAAUUCCAAUCGAUAGAAUUCAUACACAAGAGACAGCAACAGAUAAAGUUCCAAAUACAAUUCCAACUGUAGCAUCAGUCGGUGCUGAUUUACAAUGCCCUGCAGUUAUGAAUGCUUGUCAAGAACUUUAUGAUAGAUUAAAGAUAUUUAGAGAAAAAAAUCCAAAUGGAUCUUGGGAUGAUUGGGUUAAAGCUGCUUACUUUAAUCGAGUGUCUUUAUCAGCUACUGGUUUCUUUGGAACAUCUGAUGUUGGACCAGGAACUAAAAAUCCUUAUAAUUAUUUCUCUUAUGGAUCAGGUGUAUCAGAAGUUGAAAUUGAUUGCUUAACUGGUGACCAUCAAGUCAUAAGAACAGAUAUUGUUAUGGAUGUUGGAUCAUCAUUAAAUCCAGCAGUUGAUAUUGGACAAAUUGAAGGUGCAUUUAUGCAAGGAUAUGGAUUGUAUAUGCUUGAGGAACUAAUUUACUCACCAGAUGGAACUUUAUAUUCAAAAGGACCAGGAAUGUACAAAAUACCUAGCAUUGGUGAUAUUCCAGCAGAGUUUAAUGUCUCAUUGCUGACUGGUGCAGCAAACCCGAGAGCAAUUUAUUCUUCAAAAGCCAUUGGAGAGCCACCGUUGUUCUUGGCAUCCUCAAUCUUUUUCGCCAUAAAAGAAGCAAUUGGAGCUGCACGAAAAGACGAGAAUCUGUGUUCUCAUUUCUAUUUACAAUCACCAGCAACAUCUGCUCGCAUUCGCAUGGCAUGUCAGGAUGAUAUUACAAAAAAGCUUCCUGAAACUACGGACAAGUUACUUAAACCCUGGAACGUAGACUUGUAAGCAUUCGUCGUUUCUAUAUUGAAUUUUAUCUUUUAUGCAGUAAGUUUGUAUGUCGAUUGAUAAAGUGAAAUUGAUUUUUUAUUAUUGUGAUGAUUAUAAUUUUAAAAUACACGGUAUACGGCUGUAUGCCUCAAUUAAUUUGGGUGCGGGCUUUAAAUAAAUAUUUUACGCAAACC
Chironomus riparius is the source of this 4326-nucleotide messenger RNA. The record is from the annotation of a GenBank genome assembly. Lineage: Eukaryota; Metazoa; Arthropoda; Insecta; Diptera; Chironomidae.